Messenger RNA from Racocetra persica, 271 nucleotides. The record is from the annotation of a GenBank genome assembly. NCBI's taxonomy places the organism in Eukaryota, Fungi, Glomeromycota, Glomeromycetes, Diversisporales, Gigasporaceae.
AAUUUGGUGGCGUGUGCGGGAUCUCGAAGGUCUCGUAUCAUUCAAGUCUCAAAGGCGAGCCACGAAGUUAGUGCUGGGGCGUGGGCAAUCUCGAAGGCUGUCUUACGUUCAAGGCUCAAAGUCGACCUGGGUUCUCGACCAGAUCGGAAACUUGCUCGAAAUUGGGAAAGUAAACAUAGAAAGAUGUCUAGUGAAGCUUCGAAUUCGAUUAACUUUUACAGGAAUAUACAGAACAAUGGGAUCAUAGCGUCAGAAGCUACUAAAAAUAGGA